Messenger RNA from Trematosphaeria pertusa, 318 nucleotides. RefSeq lists its product as uncharacterized. The coding region runs from base 1 to 318 and encodes 105 amino acids. The record is from RefSeq and is a predicted model, not a curated record. NCBI's taxonomy places the organism in Eukaryota, Fungi, Ascomycota, Dothideomycetes, Pleosporales, Trematosphaeriaceae. The transcript has a single exon.
AUGGCCCUAGAUCACAAGCUCCUCGGUGGGGAAAGUAAAGUCAUCCGCAUAACCCAGCUAUCGCCGGAUUCAUGGAUGAUAUUGGGAUACCAAUAUGACGAUGGUACGUCGGGCCCAUGUACUUGCGCGGACCGUAUGAGCACUUCCCACGGUGGUGCUACCCAUCAUGGCACUAUCCAUCCAGAGGACGAGGACAACGGGAAGACGAGAAUAGAGGGGAGCUCACGGGCAAACACCAACCUCAUGCUGCCGGCAGUAAUCCAGGAUCUCUCAGAGGCGAUACGCGCUUCCGCCAAAGAACGCGCAAACCGUGGUUAA